AUGGGUGAUUUACCAUCUGAAACGGAGGAGGACAGGGUCCCUUCGGACGAGAUCAAUGCCGGUUGUUCGAAUUCUGACAUACAGCUUCUUGCUGCAGUCUAUGACAGGGCAAUCGACAAGGCUGAAGCGCUUCUGUCCGAGCCUGAUGUCAAGCUCGAUGCAAAGGAUGAAAACGGAGAGACAGCCCUGCACAUAGCCUGCCGCCGUGGCUACGAUGACAUUGUGGAGAAUAUGCUGAAAAGGUUUCCAGACAUCAAUAGGAAGGACGAUGAUGGGUGGACACCGCUCUACAGUGCUGCAUGGGGUGGCCAUGCAUCCAUAGUUUCCUUACUUCUCUCAAAAACCGGUCUGCCCUCUGUCAGCAAGAACAAACCUAAGACGGGUUCGAAACUCGAUGGUACGAAGAGCGGCCGCCAACUUCCCAUCAGCGGUAGUCAAAUCGAAAUAGACUCGCCAGAUUACCAGGGGAGAACGCCUCUGCACACCGCGAGCUACUGGGGAUAUACAGAUGUUGUCAACGAGAUUGUAUCGUACAAGGCAAACCCCAAUAUUCAUCAAAGCGAAAGGAGCUUGGACACAAAAGACAAUGCAGAUCGAACACCACUUUAUAUUGCCGUUGAAGAAGGUUACGCAGAAGUAGUGAGAGCAUUACGCACCGCGAAUGCUACUAUUCUUGUCAACGAUCGCACCGCUCUCCAUCUUGCAUCGGAACGUGGAAGCCAGGAAGUCGUGGAAGCCGUUCUCGGCCUCGGAUCCGGGCGGUCUGCCCUGACGGUCAGAACGACUGAUGAGAGGAAGGAAUGUCCGCUCCACGUCGCCGCCCGCCAUGGCGGAACUGCUAUUGUCGAAGAGCUACUAAAACCACGGUCCGAUGGCUUCACUGGCUGUGUUGAUGCAACGAGCGGACAGAAUGGGAUGGUUCCAGGACAAAAGCUUGCCCAGCGGGCUUCUGAUCGCUGGCCAGUGUUUGACCAGAUUAAAGCCCAAGACUCAGAUGGAAACACGCCCGUGCACCUGGCGGCCGAGGAGGGUAAAGCUGAUGUGGUGAAGAUCCUCCUCGAGAAGUCAGAGAAUGAUAUAUGUGGAAAUAUGUUUAACCAGGCUGGCGAUUCGGUACUACAUGUCGCAGCCAAAAAGGGGCGUUUGAAAGUCAUACAAGAACUUCUGAACCGGAAAGUGAACGUUAUUCAAACCACCCAGGUUGAGGAGAAUACAGCUUUGCAUCUCGCUGCCUCCCGCGGUCAUGUUCCGGUGGUGGUGGCUCUCGUCUCCGUGAUGAAGUCAACUGACGUAGAGGAGUUGAAGAAUGCAGAAUCGGAAACUGCCCUUGGUCAAGCAGUUGCAGCGAAGCAAUGGGAUGUUGCUCGCAAAUUAUUGGACAAAAUUCAAAAAGCGGACUUGGGAUCACUUGGACCUGACAAUGCACUCAUUUCUGCUGCAGAGGAUUGUAUAUCACACGACAUGGUACAGCUAUUGCUGAUGAAGCAGAAGUCUAAGACCAUGGAUAAGAGCCGCGCGGUGCAGGAGAACAAAAGACACGUUAUACCGAACUAUUGGGGUCCACUUCAUUGGGCAGCAUAUUAUGGAAACGGCGUAGUAGUUCGGUCACUUCUUCUAACCACUGCCUGGACAACACGUCAGAUGAAAACUGCGCUGGAAGCCUGCAAAAUCGGCCUAGCCGAGUUGAGAAACGGCCCUGAACCGGAAUUCGUUGAUAAGCCUGGCGAAGGACCAUCUCAUCUUGAGGAGCGCAUCCAAGGCCUGGGGAAACGGAGGGACUCGCAGUUGGGUAUCGGUCCAUCCGGGAAGACCAAGCAAACCGCAGAGGGCAGAGCUAAUCCUCAUGAGCGCGAGAUAGAAGAAAGAUAUGCUCUGCCCCUUGAUAUGCUGCAAGAUCCUCCAUUUCUAGAAGCGUCCGACCCGCAAGAGACAUACGAGAAGCCCGAGCUGACAGAUGAAGAUAUAAAACUCUCAAUUGCCGAUUUCGACGCUACCGUUGUGGAUUUCUAUCGAGACGGAGAUCGGUCUGGCCUUCUACGUCGGUCUCGUAAGGUCUGUCAGGUCAUAUUUGAAGACGGCCCCGACGCAAUAAUGAGAAAAGCAAGAGACACUCUGAACAAUCUUGAAAAUGGUAUUGGCAAAGAGAAAGGAUUCAGUGACAAGCACCUUCAAUUCCGAUGGAUACACUUGCCGGCGAACAAUCUCGAAUGGAUGCAGGAUUUGACAAAGAGAAUUUAUGUGGAGAGAGAACGGCCACGACAGAAUUACAAAGAUGUGGCAGACUUCCUUCGGCGCAGUUGGUAUGAACUGCCAGAAGGGCCUUCAAAUGCACGCUUCAUGAAGCCUGGCUGCAAGAAAGAGUCCUUCACUCCACUGUCUCUGAGUCAAAAAACUGCAGACGCUUCAACUCAAACAUCUAAUACUUCGCCCUCCGGGACUGGGGAACAAGUGCCAGAGACAAGCACAACACCUUCCGAUGAAGGAACGUCACAGAGAUCGUUCCGUAAACUUGCCUUGUAUAUGCCGUAUGUCACCUUCGCGGAAUAUACCCCAGCCGAGGCUUGCUCAUGGCAACGGUCCUCCUCUUCUGAUAGUGGGAGCGACGACGGCUCAACGCUGGGAGAGGACCUGAAGAAAUACCAGAGACUAUUGGAGAUCUAUCACGACAAGAUUAUCCACGGAUCCCGUACGCUGGACGAAUCCUACUAUGAAAAUCUUUCGAAUAUGAAAGAGCGAAACGAAGACCAAGUCGUCACGAAGUACUUUGAUAAGCACUCCCAGCAGCCUCAAGAACCCAGCCUGGUCCAAACUUCCGGCCCAAGUCAAGCUGGACACGCUCGGCAAAUGGCUUCUACAACCGGCAGAGUACGGGAUUCACCGAUAAAAAUCCUGAGGGUUGACCAACUAUGGCUGUGGGUUAUUGAUCACGAGACAGUCAUCAGUAGCUCUACACAUCGUCUCGACCAUGGGGAGGAUCCGGUCUUGGAAAAGAUCUUUGCGUAUUUGAGAGAAGAGAAGGUUGCAAGCACCGGCAGAAAAGGCAAAGGCUUGCCGUCUACAGUCGACGAUAUGAGCAGAUUUAUUCCCAAGUUUUGCAUCGGCUUUUUCAACCACUGUAACUGGAAAGGCGAGUUGGAGAUCGACAAAUCCAUCUAUCAAAUUUUUGCAAGUUCAAUCAAUGAAGAGGCCAACGCAGAGUCGGAGCUGUUCGACAACUUCAAGACCAAGAUGACGGACAUAGUCCACAAAAUUGACGAGAAGAAUAAGAGAGAAGGUCGGACAAGAUCUCAGCAUGCUACAGCGGAAACUCCCAAGGUUCAGAAGUCUGGCAAAACGGAAGACACGAGCCCGGGUGAGGAGUUGACAUUUAAAUCGGUCCUGAAAGCCGCUGUGCAACUUCAACAUAUCAAAGAUAUCCGAGACGAACUCAAUAUGUUGAAAUCAGUUGUAACUCAGCAGAAGAAAGCCUGGGACGACCUUCUGGGCGAAGAAUCUGACAACGUCGACGCAAGAACCUCUGCCAACACUCGCAGCCCUGCAGACUAUACGAUUGCUAACAUAGAGGAAAUGGACAAGGCUGCUUCACGCAUUCAGGUAUCGAUCCUCGAUGUCAUGGGCCUCGAACAGAAUGAAGCGAGUAUCAAUGAGGCUGUGUCGUCGCGGAAGCAGGCACUAGAGACUAUCGAACAAGGGAGGACUCUCAUGGUCUUCACAGUCAUCACAAUCAUCUUCCUUCCUCUAUCAUUUCUCGCCUCUCUCUUUGCCCUGAACAUUACCGACUUUCCACGAUCGUCGGGCUCAGUGCAAUUUACCCCUGGCUGGGUAUAUCCGAAGCUAUUCGGUAUUACGGGUGGUAUCACAAUGAUUGCAAUCUUGAUCGCUUUCUCCCGGCCACUCGUUCGGUUCUGGUCGACUAUCCGGAGAAGAUUUUCUCGGCCCGUGGAAACUUCCAACGUUGCUGCUCAGUCGCCAUGGAUCCCUGCCAAUUACCCGAUGGAAACCAAGAGGAUGCAACAGCGGAGCCAACGCGACAGGAAACGAGUUCUUGAGUCGGACGUCGAGAAGCGGGCUCAAGCAUCUUACGAGGUCGUUGAUGUUGUUAUUGACGAGGGAGGUGAGGUUGGUCACAAACAACAACGUGGGCUGAUUGACAGAGUGCGAUCGAGCUAUCACAGCUCCAAGGCCGCACUGCAUGAGCUCGGAGUCAAAGCGGCUUUGAGAACGGUUGCUGAUAACAAUCUCGGACGACGACUGGGUAUGACUGCUAAGGAAACGCCUUGA
This is a messenger RNA of Exophiala oligosperma, 4281 nucleotides long. RefSeq lists its product as uncharacterized. Lineage: Eukaryota; Fungi; Ascomycota; Eurotiomycetes; Chaetothyriales; Herpotrichiellaceae. Gene Ontology annotation, cellular component: membrane. The coding region runs from base 1 to 4281 and encodes 1426 amino acids. Gene Ontology annotation, molecular function: protein binding; metal ion transmembrane transporter activity. The record is from RefSeq and is a predicted model, not a curated record. The transcript has 9 exons. Gene Ontology annotation, biological process: transmembrane transport; metal ion transport.